AUGUGUGUAAGUUCUGGCUUCGUGGCCGUCAGUUCCCUGAGUGGUGGUCAGCCUCCCAGGGAUGGUGGUGCCAAUCUUCAUUGGUUGCCCGCUUCCCUCUUCCCAGACGUUGCGAGCGCGGGCGCGAACUUUCGCGCGGCGUCGCCAGUGCGCCCAUGGGCCACUACCGCAUUUUUUGAACGCGUCACCGCGACGCGCCGCCCGCAGCUGCCUGCCCCCCGCGCUCCAGCGGACGUGCCGCGCGGGGGCCCGCGGGCCGGCACCUGCUCUCCUCCGCCCUUCCCCCCCCCCCCCUUGGCUGCUCCAUCCUCUUGCGCGUCUCUCUUCCUCCCAGAGCCUGCCACUCGCACCUAG
This is a messenger RNA of Prorocentrum cordatum, 354 nucleotides long. Lineage: Eukaryota; Dinophyceae; Prorocentrales; Prorocentraceae. The record is from the annotation of a GenBank genome assembly.